AUGGCGGCCACCAGUGCGCUGUGUUUUGCACUGGUGAGCGCUGUCGUGUACCUUCUCCUGGGAUCGGCCAAGCAGCACGGAGACGAGAUGAAAAUCACACAGCUCUACGUGUAUCCCGUCAAAGGAAUACGAGGAUGUGCACUGAAGAAGGCGCUCAUCGGCCCGUACGGGGUUGUCGGAGAUAGGACUUUCUGUCUGCAAAAGGUCCAACGCGAUGAUGAAGGAGUGAAAUACGAUACCAUGUUGAUUGGCUACCACUUACAGAUGGCUCUGUUUGCCGCUACAUCGGUCGAUUACGCAAAGGGACAGGUGGUAGUGGCGUGGAAUGGACGAGGGACCGAUUUCGAUGUGGCAAAAGACAUCACGACCCCAGACACCAUUUCCUUCCCCCUGAAGCCAUCCACGACUGGGUGCGAGAAGAUGGAGGUGAAUCUUCAUGGUAGCAAAACAUUGGCGUACGACAUGGGCCAAGAUUUGGCGACCUGGUUCGCAGACCGCCUUGGGUUUGAAGUGAGGCUUGUCUUCAUAGGAGACGGUUCACGGCCAGUACUCGGAUCCUUGGCGCCCAAUAGCCCAGCCGGUCUGAAGCGAGCGAGGCUGAUCAACCGAAUCCGAUCCUUUUUUCCAUUCCUAGCCUACCCAGGAGAACGACUUGCUUUCAACGACAUUGCACACUACCUCGUAGUCACUGAGGAGUCAAAUAACGACGUGUCAUCUCGGUUGGAAGACGGGUGCAAGAUGGACGUGACCAAAUUCCGACCGAAUAUUGUCGUCAAGGGCGCAUCGGCGGCAUAUGUCGAGGACUUUUGGGGCGAAUUGACCUUUGCAGGUGGCCUCAAGAUGCCCCUUACCGCAAACUGCUAUCGCUGCCAAAGUAUCACCGUCGAUUACGAGACCGGCGCUACGGCGACCGACGACCGAGGUAUGGCGUGGAAAAAGUUAAACAAGAACCGAAGAGUCGAUAAGGGUGCGAAAUACAGUCCUGUGUUUGGGCGAUAUGGAUACUGCUUCGGUGCUGCCACUGGUAAGACACUGGAGAUUGGGCAGGGAGUUGGUGUCACGCAUGUUAAUUCUAACAGAACGACUUUUGAUUGGCCGCACCUCACCAGCUUCGGAACCUCGCAGAAGAAGUGA
Ilyonectria robusta is the source of this 1134-nucleotide messenger RNA. RefSeq lists its product as uncharacterized. NCBI's taxonomy places the organism in Eukaryota, Fungi, Ascomycota, Sordariomycetes, Hypocreales, Nectriaceae. The transcript is spliced from 3 exons. Gene Ontology annotation, molecular function: pyridoxal phosphate binding; molybdenum ion binding; catalytic activity. Bases 1 to 1134 code for a protein of 377 amino acids. The record is from RefSeq and is a predicted model, not a curated record.